This is a messenger RNA of Ramularia collo-cygni, 1458 nucleotides long. RefSeq names its product related to mitochondrial chaperone BCS1. NCBI's taxonomy places the organism in Eukaryota, Fungi, Ascomycota, Dothideomycetes, Mycosphaerellales, Mycosphaerellaceae. The coding region runs from base 1 to 1458 and encodes 485 amino acids. The transcript has a single exon. Gene Ontology annotation, cellular component: mitochondrial inner membrane. Gene Ontology annotation, molecular function: ATP hydrolysis activity; ATP binding. The record is from RefSeq and is a predicted model, not a curated record. Gene Ontology annotation, biological process: mitochondrial respiratory chain complex III assembly; protein insertion into mitochondrial inner membrane from matrix.
AUGGAUCAGAAUGUGUCUGGCUUAGCGACGCCAGCGAUAGCGAAUGGUGCCAGCGCAAAGGAAGAUGCGCUCAAACAGCUUUCGGAGAUUGGAAAGGGAGAGGGUUCCAUCCUCUCACAACUCUUGGCCAAUCCCUUCUUCACUGCUGGUUUCGGCCUGGCAGGACUCGGAGCCAUUGUGAGAUAUGGAUCCAUGGGAUUGAGACAGGGAAGUGCACUGAUACAACGACGUCUGCUCGUGGACUUGGAGAUUACACGGCACGACAACUCUUAUGAUUGGGUUCUGAACUGGAUGACCCGACAUUACCAAGACCAGCUCUCUCAGUCAGGGACAAAGGCGAAGCCUGGAGUGUUGGAAUCACUGGCAAGACGACUCACACCUGGUUUGCAUCAUCUCCAGAUGACCACUACCACAUUCAAGACUGCCGGAGGAUCUCAAUCGACUGCUUUUUCUCUCAUUCCCGGACAAGGGAGACACAUUUUGCGAUACAAGAACGCCUUUAUCGCUGUAAAUAGACAGCGCGAAGGCAAGAGCUUCGACCAGAAUGGUAAGCCUUUUGAGACUAUAACACUCACUACCCUUUAUUACUUUCGCCAUAUAUUCGAGGACAUUUUCCGGGAAGCCCACGACAUGGCGUUGCAGAAUACAGAAGGCAAGACUGUCGUAUACACUACGCGUAACACAUCCUGGGACCAAUCGGGUGCUCCUAAACGAAGGCGUCCCUUUGACUCCGUCGUGCUAGAAGAAGGUCUCGCAGACAAGAUCAAAAAUGACGUGGUCGAAUUCAUGAACGCCCGAACUUGGUACCUGGACCGUGGAAUUCCCUAUCGUCGCGGAUACCUGCUUUAUGGUCCACCGGGAACAGGAAAGACAUCUUUCGUCCAAGCAUUAGCAGGCGAAUUAGACUUUAACAUUGCAAUGCUGAGUCUUAGUCAGCGUGGACUGACAGAUGAUCUCCUCAAUCAUCUGCUGCUGCAUGUUCCUGCCCGCACGAUUGUACUGCUAGAAGACGCAGAUGCAGCAUUUAGCAACCGGAGACAAAUGGAAAAUGACGGCUAUCAGGGCGCCAACGUAACAUACUCCGGCUUGCUAAAUGCGCUGGAUGGCGUGGCGAGUGCGGAGGAGCGCAUCAUCUUCAUGACAACCAACCACAUCGAUCGUCUAGACGAAGCGCUGAUCAGACCCGGAAGAGUAGACAUGACGCUCUACCUAGGUAAUGCCACGGAGUGGCAGAUGGCUCAGCUCUGGGAUCGAUUCUACUCCACGCAGGAUCCAGCAGGUGAAGGGCGGAAACGGUUCCUCCAAAGAGCCAAGGAGGCUGACCUGGUGGGCAAUGUUAGUACCGCCGCGCUGCAGGGACUGUUUCUGUAUAACAAGGGAGAUGUGGAGGGUGCUAUUGAGAUGGUGGAUCAGCUUAAAGGGGUCGAGCGGCGUGGACAAAGCGAGCAGGGCGCUUAG